Molecule: messenger RNA, 312 nt
Organism: Aegilops tauschii subsp. strangulata
Lineage: Eukaryota; Viridiplantae; Streptophyta; Magnoliopsida; Poales; Poaceae
Source: RefSeq, a predicted model, not a curated record
AUGACGGGGUCGCUGGCAAGUUGUGGUGGUUUUGUGCCCCCCUGCCCGGCCGGCCGAGACGUGCAACGGCCACCCGCACCCUUCGCCGGCGGAGGCGUGCAGCGUGCUGAACGGGCUGAUCCACGUGGUGCUGGGGCUGUGGGGCAGGCGCCUCCCAAGGAGCCGUGCUGCUCCCUCAUCUUCGGCCUCGUCGACCUCAACGCCGCCGCCUGCAUCUUCCUGGCCAUCAGCGCCAACGUCCUCGGCGUCAACCUCACGCUGCUGCCGUGCUGCUGCGGCUGCAAGGCGCCCAAGGGCUCCCGAUGCGUCUGA